Molecule: messenger RNA, 213 nt
Organism: Leptosia nina
Lineage: Eukaryota; Metazoa; Arthropoda; Insecta; Lepidoptera; Pieridae
Source: the annotation of a GenBank genome assembly
AUGGACGCGCAGACUGGACGCUGCGCUCGCGGAAAGGACGCGCCUUCGAGCGGCACGGGCACGGGACGAGUGACUGAGGUAGCCCGCGACACUAACCCUACCGCCGACAUUACCAUAUUUGGUGAUCGCGACAACGCGUGCGCACGCGCGUCUAACACGCGUCCGCGCGCACCGCCCGCGACUAUCUUAUAUACACUAAAUACUCUACAAUGA